Messenger RNA from Xenia sp. Carnegie-2017, 495 nucleotides. RefSeq lists its product as uncharacterized. The record is from RefSeq and is a predicted model, not a curated record. Bases 1 to 495 code for a protein of 164 amino acids. NCBI's taxonomy places the organism in Eukaryota, Metazoa, Cnidaria, Anthozoa, Malacalcyonacea, Xeniidae. The transcript has a single exon.
AUGGGCAAAUCAAGAGUUGCACCUCUUAAAACAGUCACGGUACCCAGAUUGGAACUAACCGCUGCAACAUUGGCCGUGAAGCUGAAUAAACAAAUUUGUGAUGAGUUGGAUCUGUCAAUAAGUCAAAUUGUUUUCUGGAGCGAUUCAAUGAUAGUGCUGCGUUACAUUAAGAGCGAGAACAAAAGGUUUCAAACCUUUGUAGCGAAUCGAUUACAAGUUAUUCACGAUGCUUCUACUCCGAAUCAAUGGAGACAUGUGCCAACCAAGCUCAACCCAGCCGACCUUGCAUCAAGAGGUAUAAGUCUUGGUCGCGCAACAGGCCAAGACCAACGGGACUUGCAGUUUUGGUUGAACGGACCCGAUUUCCUUUGGAAAGAUCCCAAAUUAUGGCCAACGCAGCUAGAUGACAUACCAGACGUAGAAGACACAGAUGUGGAAGUAAAGAAACCUAAAGCAAGAGUUGGUGCCGUCAUCAACUCAAAGGAUGCACCCUGA